Messenger RNA from Oncorhynchus keta (chum salmon), 1603 nucleotides. Its product is annotated as pituitary homeobox 3. Bases 282 to 1163 code for a protein of 293 amino acids. Lineage: Eukaryota; Metazoa; Chordata; Actinopteri; Salmoniformes; Salmonidae. The record is from RefSeq and is a predicted model, not a curated record. Gene Ontology annotation, biological process: anatomical structure morphogenesis; regulation of transcription by RNA polymerase II. Gene Ontology annotation, cellular component: nucleus. Gene Ontology annotation, molecular function: DNA-binding transcription factor activity, RNA polymerase II-specific; RNA polymerase II cis-regulatory region sequence-specific DNA binding. The transcript is spliced from 4 exons.
AGCGGUGAAGUGGGCAGUCCUUUCUGUAGUGGACCUGUCGCACAAGAUAUUUAGCAUAAAGUCAGUCCCCCGCUGUAUGGGGAUCAAGCCUUCACUCUUCGACUGCCUUCAUGUCUGACAGCAUUGAAAGAGGGAAACUGACGAUUUUUUACUUUACAAACAGAGGAACUUUCUUCAUGUCAGCAACAUCUCAUUCGGACAACCAUUAACCCACACCAAGCUUGCCUUUUCGGGGGAUUAAUUUAACCAGACCGGGAUUUCAUAGCCUGGCGGCCGAGGUUAUGGAUUUUAACCUUCUGACAGACAGUGAAGCCCGUAGCCCAGCGCUAUCGCUUUCAGACUCUGGAACGCCUCAACAUGAUCAGGGAUGCAAAGGCCAAGACAACAGUGACACAGAGAAGUCCCACCAGAACCAGACAGACGAGUCAAAUGCAGAGGACGGCUCUCUGAAGAAGAAGCAGCGCAGGCAGAGGACCCACUUCACCAGCCAGCAGCUUCAGGAGCUGGAGGCCACCUUUCAGAGGAACCGCUACCCCGACAUGAGCACACGGGAGGAGAUUGCCGUGUGGACCAACCUCACAGAGGCACGAGUUAGGGUAUGGUUUAAGAACCGCCGUGCCAAAUGGAGGAAGAGGGAGAGGAACCAACAGGCUGAGCUGUGUAAAAACGGCUUUGGUGCCCAGUUCAAUGGACUAAUGCAGCCCUAUGAUGACAUGUACUCUGGCUACUCAUACAACAACUGGGCCACCAAGAGUCUGGCCAGCAGUCCACUGUCAGCCAAGAGCUUCCCCUUCUUCAACUCCAUGAAUGUAAGCCCCUUGUCCUCCCAGCCCAUGUUCUCCUCCCCCAGCUCUAUCCCCUCCAUGAACAUGGCCUCCUCCAUGGUGCCCUCGGCGGUGGCCGGGGUGCCCGGCUCGGGCCUCAACAACCUGGGCAACCUGGGCAACCUCAAUAGCUCCACGCUGAACUCGGUGGCGGUCACCGCCGCCACCUGCCCUUAUGCCUCCACCGCAAGUCCGUACAUGUACAGAGACACCUGCAACUCCAGCCUGGCCAGCCUCCGACUGAAGGCCAAGCAGCACGCCAACUUUGCUUACCCAGCCGUGCAAAACACAGUCUCCAACCUAAGCCCUUGCCAGUAUGCAGUGGACCGGCCGGUAUGAAGACAUGUACCCACUCCCACCCAGCCUGCCCUGUACCCCCCCAACCUCUCAGACCCACUGCCCCCCUCUCCCUCUCCUCCUCCCGGUCCCUGCUAUGCUCCAUCAGUGAAUCAGAGUUAACUGCACACAUCGUCAUCACCAUGGACUAGUUAACAAGACGCUGUUUGUCUAACUGAUGCUACACAACAGGAAUAAGCUUUAACAGUUAGAAGAAAAUCCCUGAUGGACCACCACGCUUCAAAGAACUCUCUCAAAUACGCUGAGACUUUGUCGCUGAACCGACCAACUGUCAAAAAGGAUUUCUAAGUUUAAUCCAAUAUCAUUUUUUUGGGACUGCAUGACUCGAGUGAAUUUAAAAUGAAGAAAACCUGGAUGCUUCUACUGCACUGGUGGUCAACAUCUUGGCCAAACAUGAAAUCAUUGUGACGCUUGCCACCAUC